Molecule: messenger RNA, 3833 nt
Organism: Lingula anatina
Lineage: Eukaryota; Metazoa; Brachiopoda; Lingulata; Lingulida; Lingulidae
Product: muscarinic acetylcholine receptor M2
Biological process (GO): G protein-coupled receptor signaling pathway, coupled to cyclic nucleotide second messenger; adenylate cyclase-inhibiting G protein-coupled acetylcholine receptor signaling pathway; chemical synaptic transmission
Cellular component (GO): plasma membrane; dendrite; synapse
Molecular function (GO): G protein-coupled acetylcholine receptor activity; G protein-coupled serotonin receptor activity
Source: RefSeq, a predicted model, not a curated record
CGACAGAGCAUUGCUUGACGAGCCCAUGUAAUGAACAUGUGCAGCAGUUUUUCAGAGCUCCAUCGACUAAAUCAAUUGGUAGGUCAGCUAUUUAUGAAUGAAAUAUGUAAACAGUCGUCAUCGUAAAUAACACUGAUUACGGGAGAUAUUGCCAAUCCCGCGACGGAACUGAGAUAUGAGGCUCUAGAGACAAAACGAUAUUGCCGUCAGCAACACUUAAUCGGUAUCGACUAAUUAGUCGAGAUUGGAUUCGCAGAGUAAUUUGAUUGGUAGCGUGGCCAUAAGCUUUGAUAAAGCGCUCUGGGGACCGUACGAUAUUGAUUUGACAAUUAUUUACCUGUUAAAGACAGGAUCAUUGCGACAUUGGUGGCAGGGGAUUGAUACGUUAACAGAGACAUUUAGAAAGCAAAACUCAUUGAAGAGUCAAGCGUCAAGUCAGAUCUUAUGCAAAUGGAUUGAAAUGCACUGAACUGAAUGUUUCUGUGAACGAAAGAAACAGACGAGUUGGGGAAUCAACAUCGAAAACUUGAAAGAAGACAAGAACGUGCGUUUUCCAGCACGUGUUUCGGAAUAUAAUCAGCAAUUUUCAUUACUUUGCAGACGAUUUACAAAAGCCUUUCAUUACUUUAAAGACUGUCAACGCCAUAAGAGAUUAAACCAGUUUAGCAUCAUAAUGAAACGUCGCGGGAUAUUUGCAAGGCGUGAGCAGUUCCAAUUACUGGUGCGAAAGACGCAAUAAUAUUACCAGAGUUUCAACUUCAUCGCAUGUUACUUCCGUGAUUAAGACUUCAUUCAAUCUCGCGGCGUUCAUGGAAAAGGUGCAGCCCGACAAUUAAUUAAGGUACUGAGAGGACAAAUAGGCAAGCCUCCAAGUCUGUGUUCUAUAUAUAUAUAUAUUAAAGUGUGGAAAAUACAUUAAGAAAUUGCGCUAAAUGAUCGAAUCGGAAGUCAGCGGGGGAUGAAUAUAAGUUAAGCUUGUUAUGGAUACUAACACAUAAUAUAAGCCUACGUAUAUGAAAAAUUGCUCGGGGCACCGCCACAUUCUAGACGAAUAAGGACGAGACACUUCGGCAUUGGACACUUAGAUAUAUCGAAAUGUGAUAGGCUGUGACAAGGCUACAUCACAGACAGUCACGAAUCGAUGCUCAUGGAGACGUCUUCUACAUUCUACGAUAGACGCGGAAGGCUAAUCACGCAUCUUUAAAUCUUGAACAGAAAACAGAAAACGCCUGAGGCACAAACAGUUGCGAGAUUAAGAAACCGUACACUAUUGUAUUAGAACCAGAGGCGAAAGGAUAUAUUUGAAGGAGUGAAGACGUGAGCAAACAUCAGUCACUGGGAAGGUACCGAAAUCCCUGCAUGCGGACCAAGACUGCUCUACCAAGUCGAUUGUAAUGCUUUUAAUACACGAUAAAUAAUUACAGCAACUUUUAAGAACUAAGCAAAACGGAAACUCUUCAUGAGCAUGUACUGCCAAACGUAAAAAAAACUCGUUUCGAAGUAACAAAACUGAAAAAACUGGACUCGACCUCAAUAUGUCAGCAACGUCAUAUGCCGUGGAAACAGUUGCCAAAGAGGCCAUCUCUGUCGACGUUAUAACCAACUACACUCACAAUGCCACACAGUUCACUGCACUGGGACAGCCAACGCAACGGCUGACUUACGGGGCUGGAGGUGUAGCGGCCAUUACCGCCAUCUCUGGCAUCACUGCCGUGGUUACCAUCAUUGGCAACCUGAUGGUCAUGGCAGCCUUCGUCAAAGAAAGCAAACUGAGAUCACCCAAUAACUACUACCUGUUGUGUCUCUCCGUGGCUGACCUCUGCGUGGGCUUGUUUUCAAUCCCCCUCUUCACCAUGUACGAAGUGCUGGGAUACUGGCCAGAACAACUCGGCCCAAAGGUUUGCGACAUCUGGCUGGCUUCAGAUUACACGUUCUGCACCAUUUCUCUGUCGGGGAUCCUGGUCAUCAGCAUCGACCGUUACUUAUCGCUGAAGAAACCUCUGGCGUACCGUGUCCGACGAACCACGCGGCAGGUUCUCACCACGAUCGGAAUGGUCUGGUUGCUAAACCUCGUGCUGUGGUUCUCCGCUGUGUUCAUCUUUCAGUACCAUCAAGGACAGAGGCAGAUUGCCCCUACCGAGUGUUAUACCUACUACAUUAACUCAUUUGCAUUCACCUUGGUCACUAACACGGCGUCAAUAUGGAUGCCACUCGGUAUAACAUUUGUAUUUUAUAUACUUAUAUACCGCAUGGUGCGCAAUUCUAUUCCUGUUCAAGGGGGAGGGGGGGAUCGAAAGCAAAGCAACGGGAAUGGGAAACCUUUUACAGUGCGCUUUGCGGAAGUUGGGAAACGGCGAUCGAAAGAAAGUUGUUCAUCUAAGGAUAAUUCCGAUGAGGCAGAUAUCGAAGGGUGCAAUUCAUUGUUGCAAUCAGAGACGAGGGACCCUCUCUGUACCACGCCAGAGAGAAAGACAUCGUGGAUAGGAAGAUUUUACAAUAAGACUGGAGCAUACAAUGGUAGCAUUGCCAUUCGAAGAGCAUCUGCUCCUGUUUCAAGCACAAUAGACUCUGCUAUUGAAAAAAUCGCUCUUAAAAACUACGUACACGCCCAACGCUCCUCGGAAGAAUCGAAAAGAGAUCAUGUAAACGGAGUUCGCUACAAGUUGUCCUCAAAGCCAGACCUUUUGAUUAAGAACGGUCACCGACGAAACGGUUAUGGAAUAGAACAGCUCGCUUUACAAGAAAGCUCAUGCGUUGAAAUGGAUACUCUUUCACCCCUCAGUUGCGUCACGUCUCGGGGACAAUUUCGACGGUCCUCAGAAGCGUUCGUAGACAACUUACGAGCCAUGGAACGGUCUGAUUCCCUCUACCUCCGGCGUAAAUCGGAGGGAGCGCUCGUCAGCCUAGGGACAAAUGCAUUUGAGGAGCAGAGUGCACACAAAAGCCGACGGGCCAGCAUCCAAGAGAAAAUGAAACUAGAACCUCCCGGAAGGCGAACGUACCCGGCUCGAGUAACUUUCAAAUCCAAUGGCGGUUUGAACACCGGGUCGGACAAUGUAUCAAAACCGUCCACGCCACCAGCGCUUUCUCGUGGGCCAAGACAAGCCCGACUCUUGUCUAACGCACUUUAUAUGUCCGUGACAUAUUCUAAGAGUGAAAACAAAGCACUUCGGACUUUGACCUUCAUCAUGUGCACCUUCACGAUAUGUUGGUUACCAUGGAGUAUCUUUGUCGUCAUCAAGUCCACGUGCACCAACUGUAUUGAGAGACAUAUUUAUGCUAUCAGCUAUUGGUUGUGUUAUCUCAACAGCGCGCUGAACCCCUUGUGUUAUGCAGCGGCGAACCCGAUUUUCAGAGUGACGUUUUGCUCCAUUUUAGGAUUAAAUGGCGGAAAUAGAACCACAAACUUGUCAAGGCCUUCUGGAUCGUCGUCGUCACAUCAAGAAUAAUACUAUAUUAUUUCAUUAAACCAGUGUUAAUGUUGUACUGGUAGAGAGAAUAUUCUGUUUUUCAAAAGACAUUUUUUUCGGGUGAAGUAUCUAAAAUUUGAUAACAUUCGUAGGCUAACCUCUCUCAUUUCAUAAUCUUUUAUACGAACACUUUACACAUGUAAAUUAUGUGGAACUAACUCAUAUCCACAUCUGUGUUUAUGUAUAGACUUGCAUUUUAACGCGUGAACAACCAAUAUGCAGUUGAGAUAUGUAAUAGCCCAACAUAUAUACACUGUAGUAACAAGCACAUGUAUAUUUUCUCUUAUAUAAAAAAUCUCUUAAUAUAUGAUUUAGAUAUUGACUGUAUGCCAAUCGACUUACUGCUCAUAUUGGCAAUAUAUG